UGUUCCACUGACACACUGCGAAGUGAAAGCUCAACGAGUUACAGAGGGCAAUGGAAACAGCAGACCACUACAAGUUUCUUCCCAUACGAGAUGCUAUGAAAGCUAUUAAUCAAAAAGUGAACAUAAUAGGCAUUAUACUUGAAUUUGGCUUCCCAAGGCGAACUAGGGGCACCGACUACUGUUGUACGCUAAAAAUAAUUGAUGAAUCAUAUGAGAAACCUGGGAUAUCAGUUAAUGUUUUGCUGAAAGUUCGGAAAGACUUCCUCAUGUUGUUGCAAGUGGAGAUGUUGUUCAGUUUUGUAAUGUUUUGAUAAAAACGCAUGGUGAUGAAGUAAAUGCUGUCUUCAAUAAAAAGUUUUCCUCGUUUGCAUUAUAUAAUGGAAAAGACAAUGAUGAGUUUGUUCCUUACCAAGUUUCUUCAAAAUUUCAUCCAAGAGAUGUGGAUAAAGCACUCAUAGACAAGCUCAGAAAGUGGCUUGUCAGUUUUCAGCUUAUUGAAGAUUCCAGUAACUAUCCAAUGUUAAGAGAAAUCAAGGAAGGAAACUGCUUUGAUCUAGCAUGCAAGGUACUUCAUUGCUGUGAGACUGCAAAUCAUGAGUGGAUGGUCUUCAUUUGGGAUGGCACUGAUUUUCCGCCAAACAGUAUAAGUGCAAA
Messenger RNA from Prosopis cineraria, 654 nucleotides. RefSeq names its product protection of telomeres protein 1a-like. Gene Ontology annotation, biological process: telomere capping; regulation of telomere maintenance via telomerase. Lineage: Eukaryota; Viridiplantae; Streptophyta; Magnoliopsida; Fabales; Fabaceae. The record is from RefSeq and is a predicted model, not a curated record. Gene Ontology annotation, molecular function: G-rich strand telomeric DNA binding; telomerase inhibitor activity. Gene Ontology annotation, cellular component: nuclear telomere cap complex.